GCAUGGCCAAUAGUCACGCAUGCGCCGUCAGAGCGGCGAAGCGCUAGACGACACGAGGUCGUAGAAGAGACACCCAUCACUUCCCAUCAAGUCACCCAUCACUGUCACAGCCUGCAGUUCCUCGCGUAAUCGAUCCCCCACCUCACAAAUAACCCGUCAGCUUAACCGUUAGGAUUUAUCUUCAUUUUGUAGCCCCUCGAUCCUUCUAGGCGAACCGACACGCCGCUCACAUCAAGGUUCUGGAACGUGGGCCUCUCGAUAUGAAGGCCGCAUUUGGGGUCCUAUCCCUAUGUUGGGCCAUCCUUCCAGAACCACACUAACUUGGUGGUGGCCCACUGUACCUCAGCCUAGCUUGCACCCUUCUUUCGAGUGUGGUUCGCAAACAUAUAUAUUCCAGUGGUUGAGUAUGAGUGGAUCUUAAGCACCACCUUCGACUUUGACAACUCUCUUCCAAAUGAACUUCAGCAUUGCUCCUUGCCUCACUCUGUCCCCAACGGCCAGCAGUUGCCCCUUCGAGGCUAUCAGGUUAUCGUUCACGUCUAAUCUCAGAAUUCCUCUGGGGCCGGCGGCGUUCACCCCAGGUGGCUCAAUAUCCCUUGCAUCACCACAUGUUGAGAUCUGGCUUCAAAACAAACAGGUGCUCAUACGAGACCAAAACACCACCCACGGAACAUAUGUGAAUGGUAUCCGAAUAGUGCAACAAACUCUUUUGCAGAAUGGCGACAUCCUUACAUUGGGCGUUCCAAUAAAUCGGUCCUCGGGUGUCCCCGCCAAUGUAACCAAUGACCAACUUAAGCCCAUUAAAGCAAUUGUGACUAUUGUGGGUGUCUGAUCGCCCAUUAGCAGCUACGCUGCCAAUCAUAAUUAUCGUGGCCGUAAUUGGAUGUCGCGAUCUUCACGAUCUGUUAAAAAAACCCAUCACCCUUGCACCAGUAGAUUACUUUUACACUGCUCUUCAUUCAUUUCUUUCUUCUGUAUCGAUCGUACUCUGAUGACAGUGACCACGCAGUCGCAUAGUUGUAGCAUGCUUAGAUGUUUAGCUUAGAUAUGCGAGUAUUGAGUGCGCCGCAUGUAGAAUAGAAUAGAGAAAGCUGAUGGUGAUACAUAUGUUUGAGGCACGCUGAAUUAGAAGGCCCCCUAGAGCCUCCUAGACGCCAUGACACCAACAAAUUAAAAUCUUAUCACUGGCGCCAAUCUGCCAACCUAGAGUGUGGAGCUUCGAUUGAUUAGGAAGGUGAAGAGCUUAUUGGACGGGCAUCAGCAG
Molecule: messenger RNA, 1264 nt
Organism: Suillus paluster
Lineage: Eukaryota; Fungi; Basidiomycota; Agaricomycetes; Boletales; Suillaceae
Exons: 3
Coding region: 455-832 (125 amino acids)
Molecular function (GO): protein binding
Source: RefSeq, a predicted model, not a curated record